Molecule: messenger RNA, 5752 nt
Organism: Spodoptera exigua (beet armyworm)
Lineage: Eukaryota; Metazoa; Arthropoda; Insecta; Lepidoptera; Noctuidae
Source: the annotation of a GenBank genome assembly
AGUCACUUUGACUUUGGUGACUUUCACUUUGACAAAGUACUUCAACGAGUUUAAUCUUUUUGUUGUUUUUUAUAUUUUUCACUGAUAUGAACAGUUGGAAAAGAGUUUCUAAAAAUAUAAUUCUAUGAAUAUAAUUAUAUUCGACAAAGUUAUUACUUUGGAUAUGAUUCAUCAUUUAUUUAUUCGAUAAGUAUCUACAUUAGAAAUAAGUUUAACUCGAAACUAAACAACGUGCAAAUGAAAAUCUUCGAAUCAUGACAAGCCGAGGAAGUUUUAAAUCCGCACGAAUGAACUACAAAGUUCAAAAUGAACAACUAGAAAGUAAAGGUACCAAACCAACUCGCGAAGAAUCCUCAAUUCUAGAAGUGUUCGUCUUGAUGAUUGUGCAUAUAUGUAAAAAGAUUCUAUUUUUUGACACCAAUUUAAAAAUAGCCAUUUACUUAGGUGCUCUCUUCUUACUAUCCAUCAUUGCGGAUGUGAUAACAUUUCCGAAAACAUACUUUUCGAGAAGUGACAAUGUUUUUAAUCAAUAUUUUGUCAAGAUUGGAUGGUUUUGGACACUGUUCAUGACAUUACCUUAUGUAUUCUUGACGUCAUACACAACAUGCUGCGGGAAAAGGAAUAUAAUAGGAAUGGGACACUUGUCAAGAUUACUUGUUGCUACAGUGUUUUGGUAUACCUGGACAACUGUAUUCAAUAUGAUAGAAACAAAUUAUGGACGUUGUAACACUAAAUUAUAUGACAACAAAAUUAUGUGUUUAAAGAAUGGACAUUUUUGGAAUGGGUUUGAUAUAUCUGGACAUUGUUUUAUUCUUAUAUAUUCAAGUUUAGUGAUGAUAGAAGAAGCAAAAGCUAUCAAUGGUUGGGAAAGGAUAAAGGACUAUAUAAGAGAUGAGAAGUAUGCUCGUAGUAUUGAUGACAAGUCUGCCAGCAUAAAUCCUUUAAAAAACAUUACAAGUGAUGAACUAAGUGCAUUAAAAGUGUCAUAUGAGAAUUACACACCAUAUGUAAGGGCAUUUUUAAUAGGCAUUGCUUUGCUGCAAUUGUUGUGGGAUGUUAUGUUAGUUUCAACUAUAUUGUACUAUCACAUUAUGGUGGAAAAGUUCAUCAGUGGUGUUAUAGCAAUACUCACUUGGUUUGUCACUUACAGGGUAUGGUAUACCAUACCAAAUAUCUAUCCCAAUCUGCCAGGAGAAGGCAUAUUUAAAUACAACAAUAAGACCAAACCUGUGUCCACUACACCAACUUACAGAAAAAAGAGUUCAACAAAUGGUAAACAUUUUAUGGGCAUGCCAAUUAAUGCCAACCAAGACUCUGAAAAUGGCAAAGAAGAAACUAAGUAGAUGUAUAGGAAGUUUUAUUUUUCACAGGUUGGGGUUCACAACUUUUUGGUAUUUCACGCACUGGCAGUAUGAAUGGUAACUUAGGAGUGCCACUCAAAUGAGGAUGAAAAAAUGAGCCAACUGUAAUCAAGCCAGCUGGUAGUGCUUCCAACAUGUCACGGAAUCUGUUAAUACUAUCUAUCACUUUACUAUCUGUUGAGACAUUUAUUAAUGGUGUUAGUUCUGAAAUCAAAGAAGGUACAAAGUUAAAAAAAAACACUUUAACAGCAACUGUGGCCUAUUAUCACUUUAGGUGGUUUACUAAAGAUAAACAAUCUUGGUAUGUCUUUAUAUAUUUAAGAGGUCCUAUAAAAUAUGUACAAAGAUUUUAAAAAUUGAGUAAUUAAGGUAAAUACCUGAUGAUAAACAUUUUGACUAUAAAUUUUUAGAUUAAAGAAUAAGAUUGUUAAAAUUUAAUUAAUUAACUAAACCGAUAGAGUAUAGCAACUUGCACAAUAGUUUGUUUAAAGAUCAACACUUGAUACUAUUUUUUAUUACUGUCCUCAUUGUUGACAUAAUGACAAAUUCUGAGAUCACCACGGAAUUAGCUACAAUUUUUUCAUUAAAUAGAAGACUGUUACACACUUCUAUGAAGAUGCUAGCAUUUUUUAAAUAGUUACCUGAAUCUAAAUAAUAUUCUAAAUAAUCUAGAAUCCUUGUGGAAUCUGGAAUAACUUCAUUUUUUACUUUUAGAACUGGUAUUUCCCCUCGGGGAUUUAUAUCCAAAAACCAUGAUGAAUAUUGUUCUCCUUUGGUUAUGUCCACUAUCAACGGCUCAAAAUCCACAUUUUUUUCAUAAAGGCUCAUGAGAACCUGAAAUAUAUCAAUAAAAUUGUUGAUAAUUGAAAAAAGUUUAUAAGUAUUAUUUUGUGCCAUCCAAUAUUGCUUUGGAUUAUAAAAAGUUGACUAUUCUCAUUAUUAUUAAUACUGAAAGUUGAAAGAACAAACAAUGAACACAAUAAAUUACACUAUACUGUACCUUUUGAGAAUAAAAGCUGUAAUAGUUACAGUAGAGAUAAAUGUUUGAGGAUUUUUUACCGGUAGUAGUUGCAUUUGUACUUAUGGAUGGCAUAGGAAUUUUUUCCAGAUAUUUCUGAACAAAAUGCAUGUUUGUUUAAUGGUGUGAAAACAACUAAUCUAAACCAUAAAAUUAACUACACUACAUAAAUCAACACUAAUCUUUAAACUUCUACGCGGUUUUUUCACCACGAAGAAAUUCUACCAACAUAACAAACAUGAAAUCAGCUGACUGACAGACAGUGCAUAAACUUCCGGCGGAAACAUAGUCUAAGAUAUGCAUUGAGAGAAAGUCAGAAAUACAUUAUCGUGAGGUGAUGUGACAACAUGUUCAUGCAUAGGAAGCUUAUCGGUUUCAUACAUUUACUAUAAUUAAUGACAAACUUAUAAGGCGUGUUGUAUGGUGUAGUGUGUUGUCUGAUGUAUGAAACAAGGCCGUCCUGUUACAGUACGACACACGACGCCAAUGAUUGGUGUUUCUCUAGACUAUAACCAUGGUAAAGAGAUAUAAAUAAGUUACUAUAAAACUAAAGGCAGAAAUACAUUACUAUAUAAGUGUGGAAGAAUCAUAUUUGUCACGGCAUGAAUUAAAUAUCUUAGGUUAAAAAUUACCUAAAACUUAGUAAGUUCUGCGAAGAUCCCCUCUAUUAAUAACUUUUUGUCUAUGGUUUAAUCUAUGAACGAUCAAGCCGACUAAGCCGAGACUCUUCUCUAUUCUUCAUUCUCCAAUUUUAUUUAUGAUAUGAAUAAUGAAGUGAAUGAAUAAUUUGAUUGUUUCGCGUUCGUGUAAUUUGUAAUGGUACUGGAUCGCUAUUAAAAUUUACUACAAAUAUUGAUGUCCAAUGAAAGUAAAAAAUAUACUAUGCUAUUAACGAGGCAUAGGAAAAGUAAUUGAUUGUUUCCAAAGUUCUGUUUAUCAACACUAAAAUGGAGGCCUCUAACAAUACCGACGCCGUCAACCUUGGCGUUGGUGAAGUAGAAGCUGAAAUUGGUGAAGAGUUAAAACAAUUAGAAGAAGGUAAAGAUUUUGAUACACGAAGUGAAGUGACUAGUUCAUCUUCAAGUGACUCUAGCUCACCGAGUAUUAGUUCAGUUAGCACUAAAUCAAAAGAGAGACGUGCAAAUCGCAAACGAACUAAGUCAGAAAGCCAUUCACCUGUACAGAAUAAACGACGAUGUUUAACAACCGCCAGCAGCAAGGUGAAGACUUAUGACUAUAUGACAAAGUUGAAUUACUUAUUCAGAGACACCCGUUUCUUUUUGAUUAAGUCUAACAAUGCAGAAAAUAUAACAUUGUCAAAAGCAAAAGGAGUUUGGUCUACAUUACCACAGAAUGAAGCUAAUUUAAAUCAAGCCUAUAGAGAAUCCCGAAAUGUGCUUUUAAUAUUUUCAGUGAAGGAAAGUGGUAAAUUUGCUGGUUUCGCUCGGCUAGCGAGCGAAUCGCGUCGCGAUGUUGCGCCUAUAUCAUGGGUACUACCACCCGGCCUGUCUGCUAAAGUGUUAGAUGGUGUCUUCAAAGUUGAUUGGAUUUGUAGAAAAGAAUUGCCUUUCAGUAGCACUCUUCACUUAUACAACCCAUGGAAUGAAGGUAAACCGGUCAAAAUUGGCAGAGAUGGCCAAGAAAUUGAGCCUAAGGUUGCAGAAGAGUUAUGUAGACUGUUUCCAGAAGAUGAAGGAAUUGAAAUGACUCCAAUUCUUAGAAAAUCAAAGGAAGCAUCCAAAAAGUCUUAUCUAAAGAGUGGUGGUAACUACAGGACAUAUCGUGCCCCUUUAUCCUCAAGAGGAUCCAACUUUCGAAACCGUUUAAAUACAUCAUCAAGAAGUAGAAGAAAGAUGUUUAUUUCACCAAGGAGUCGUAUUUCUUCAAGUUCAUACAAACGCCGUUCUCCUUCACCAUACAUGAGAGAACGUCUACCUAUAUGGUUUGGCCGGAAUCGUGAAGGGUAUGGUAAUAGUAGUACUGCAGCUGAAGCAUAUGUAGCUGAGUAUAUGAGAUCAAUGCAUCAUCAGUUGCCACCUUUGCCCUAUGUACCACCACCUGGAUUUAGUGGGGCACUCCCAGCUUAUGAUGGAAUUCCACCACCACCUCCACCACCUCCUCCAAGGUACUACGACCUGGCCGAAUAUCCACGUUCAGUGCUAGUGUAUGAUAAAAGGUCUUAUGAAAGAUCUGUAGAUGAGUUUCUGUGGCGUACUUCAGAUCGCUCGCGUGCCCGUAGUCGUGAUCGUGAUUCGCACAGAUCCUACCGUGAUCGACGAUAAAACUAUCAACCCCUAAUGUAUUGAUAUGAUAUCUGAUAAUUGAUAAUAAAAAAAAUUGUGAUUGAACUUUGAACUUUAUUGAUGAGUUAAUCUUGAGUGUUGUGGUGAACUAUGUUAUAAUAGUCUUGAACUCUUUUGAUUAAAAUUUGGACAUUUUUAUUGAAUAAAAGGUAUUUAAAUGGGACUAAUGAAAAAUGGGUAUCAGUGUAGUUCUACAUUUAAUGCAAGAUAUCUUUAUUUACAGGGUAUUUAUGCUGGAAAACAGUGAUGAGUGUGAUUUUCAUUAACUGACUAUUUUUCUAAAACUUUGAUGCAGUGAAAAGUGUAACAUUAGCCAAUUUAUAUUAUUGUUGUAGUUAUGACCUACAAGUGCUGCUGGCUAAUGUUACAGAAUAAGAAAAUACAGUUUUUUUAUAUACUGGUACAACUAAUAUGGUUGUGUAUAACUGUGAUAAUAUUUCCGCCUAUUUUAGCUGUUAAAUUUUAUAUACCAUAUUACUGCAUAACCAAAGAGAUAAUCUUCAAAAUUUUGCAUUUUUAAUAUAAUAUAUUGAAAUGGUUUUAUUAUUCCUGUUUUUGAGUUUGCUGUUUGCUAUAAAACAAUUUAAUCCAGAAUUUUUUGUUCUGGUAUUUUUUUAUAUAUAUAUUUCACUGUCAGUUUAUAUUAUAAUGUUUAAUAGUGUAGAAAAACAAAGGCAAAAAGCUGUCUAUUAAAACAUGUAGUUAUGUAUUAUUUCCAGCCUUAUGCCAAAAUUAUUACUUAUCAACUUAUUACAAGCAGUAUGUAUUGUUUAUGCUGAAUUUUGGUCUGAUGAACUGUUGUUCCUACACUUAAUAUGGCUUAUUUUAUUCAACUUUAACAAUUAUCAUUUUUGUGAAGCAAGGUUACAGCAACCCCUUCUCAUGAAUUAUGCUCAAACCUUCUGUGGUGGAGGUUUCAAUAGUGGGCACUUAUGGGCUGCUGAUGUGAUGUGGAAAAGGAGUUUCUCAAUGUGAAUGUGACCUGGAUGUAUGUCUCUGGCUGUGAUUUUAAAACACAAUAUCAUAACCAGGUUUUAGUCAUUAGGUAAUCCUCAAAUUGUGCCUGUUAG